Hydatigera taeniaeformis is the source of this 513-nucleotide messenger RNA. Lineage: Eukaryota; Metazoa; Platyhelminthes; Cestoda; Cyclophyllidea; Taeniidae. The record is from the annotation of a GenBank genome assembly.
CCUGGAGAUCUCCUCAGCAUGCGAGAUUGCAAUCUAGAUUGCCUGCCUGAGAAUUAUGUCAUGAAGUAUUACUUUUACCAUGGACUUUCGUGGCCUCAGCUCUCAUACAUUGCCGAAGAAAGCGAUGGUGAAAUUGUGGGUUACGUAUUGGCUAAAAUGGAAGAGGAUCCGGAUGAUUUGCCAUACGGUCAUAUCACCUCGCUGGCUGUUAAACGCUCACACCGUCGCCUCGGUUUGGCUAGGACUCUGAUGAAUUUGGCUUCGCGGGCGAUGGUAGAGAAUUUUCAAGCAAGAUACGUUUCUUUGCAUGUCCGGAAAAGUAAUCGAGCUGCUCUUACAUUGUACACAAAAAAUCUAGGAUUUCAGGCAUAUGAUGUCGAACCGAAAUACUACGCCGAUGGUGAGGAUGCCUAUGCCAUGAAAAAGGAUUUAAAGCCAUUCUGGGAUAAGUACGGUCCUUCAGAUGUUCCUUUCAAAGCAGUGAAGGAGAAAAGCAAGCAAAACCUGAACUGA